Molecule: messenger RNA, 4851 nt
Organism: Penaeus monodon (black tiger shrimp)
Lineage: Eukaryota; Metazoa; Arthropoda; Malacostraca; Decapoda; Penaeidae
Product: diacylglycerol lipase-beta-like
Biological process (GO): lipid metabolic process
Source: RefSeq, a predicted model, not a curated record
AUGCUACAGCCACAGGGACCAUCAGAAAACACCACCCACAAACACAUGCUGGGUUUAGUGAUCACCCUGUUUGUCCACCAUGAGGCAGACACAUCCCGUUGUGAACAGGGCAAGUAUCUCCUGCGAAUCUUCCUUGUAGGGAGCAUGGUGAUCCUUGGGGCCACACUCAUCACCACUGUUGCACUUGUGUACCACAGCAGCCGGGGGACCAUCAUGGAUGUAGGUCCAAGGAGACAUGUCCCCAAUCUGUUGAUCACAAGGGUCAUUCUGGGUAUCCCUGAAGUUGCCUGGAAUGGUAUGGGCAGCAUGUGGAUCAUACUGGGGCUGGUCAUGUGCCACGAUGCCCUGUCUAUUCUCAUGAAAGCGCUGGUCAUCUACACAUGGGUGGCCAUUGGUGUGAUUGUGAUUGGGGUGUGGCUGCUGUUCGACCCCAUGAUGCGACCGAACAGGCAAGGGCCUAAUGAGGGUAGCUACCUUGUUGAAGGCGGUGCUUUAGGAACUCACUACAUCCAGUUGUGGGAGAAACGCUGUCGAUUCCUGUGUUGCUUGACAUCUAGGGAUGAGAAUAGCUCAGAAGCCUUCAAGAAUGUUGCAGAUGUAUUUGCCUCACUCUUUGAGGAGAGUGACCUUGUGGCCUCAGAUGUGGCUGCAGCCCUGGUGCUCCUGCGUCUCAAGAGGAAGCAAGAAGAACGCCAAGAGGAAGCCAUUAGGAAAAAUAACCUUCACCUGCCUCUGAGUCGCUCCUCCACAGCAAGCAUUGGUGCCCUGCAGAGUGAAGGUGCAUUACCCCACCAACAAUCCCCUCGGCCAGAAUGGAUGAAAGUGGGCAGUGCAUAUCACUUCAUGAAGUUUGCCUUGGCUUCCUAUGGCUGGCCAUGGUUUGUGUAUGGCCGUUUCUGUCAGGCUUGUUGUUCCCUCUGGAAGCAUCUACACUGCUGUGCAAACUGCAGGGCAGACCCAUCCCUAGAUGCAAAAGACAACUGUUGCCUAUGUAAUACAGCUGCGCUGAAAGCUAUAACAGGGCUGGAUCAAGACAGCAUUUCAUACAUCACAUUUCAUAAUAAGAUUUAUGAAGUUCCAUUUUUCGUUGCCAUUGAUGAUGAAACAGAGCACGUUGUGGUGGCCAUCAGGGGGACAUUGUCACUUCAAGAUGCUAUUACAGACCUAACGUGCCAGUGUACAGAAGUGGAGGGUGCAGGGCUUCCAGAGGGUUGCCUGGCUCACAAGGGAAUGGUUCAUGCAGCCAAGUUUGUUCAACGCAAACUAGAGGAGACAAGGGCACUGAGGGAAGGCUUGGCAUCACGUCCUGGGUAUGGGGUCGUCAUCACAGGCCAUAGCUUGGGUGCUGGAACAGCAGUAGUCUUGGCAGCUCUUAUGCGACCACAGUUUCCCAACCUCAAGUGCUUUGCCUUCUCUCCGCCAGGUGGGCUAUGCUCAAAGGAAUUUGCCCUGGCGACUCAGAGCUUUGUGAUGUCAGUUGUUGUGGGUGAUGAUCUUGUGCCUCGUCUGUCCAUGAAUUCCCUCCAUGAUCUACGCUACAAGAUCAUGUGUGUCCUGAACACUUGCAGACAGCCUAAGUAUCGUGUGCUGGCCCAGGGAUGCUGGUACAUGCUCUUCGGCAUUUCCUCAUCAUCGCUGGAAUCGGUUAGUACUAUCGAGAGUCCAUCACAAGAUCGUCCGCUCCUUGCAAAUGCUGCAAAUGCCUAUACUUAUCAUUCACCCAAAAUCACGCAGGAGAGCAUGGAGGAUGUGCGGGUGACCUUCUCCGACGAUGACUCAAGAAGGUGUCAAGUGCCACGACAUACAGAAACACCGCUCUAUCUUCCAGGAAGAGUCCUCUACUGCAACCCAAGCUUGCCUGAGGAAGAAAGACUAGAUGUUGUCAGCAGCGAGUGGGAAUACCGGUGGGGUGACAUGAACGAGUUCACGCAGCUUCUCAUCUCGCCUUUCAUGAUGCGACACCAUUUGCCACAGGUGGUUUUUGCAGCCUUGGAGGAUGUAGCACAGCAGGUGGCAUCCCCAAGCUAACCAAAUAUCCUGUGGUACUUUGAUUUUUAUGUUGGAUUUUAAUGAGAUUGAAAAAAAAGGAACUAUGGAGUUACAUUAACAUUAUACUGUUGUGCGUCUCACUAUCUUGCUCUGUUCUCAUGUUCUCUCUGGUGGUGACAGCAUGAUGUACUGUUUUUGUUCAUGAAAAUCAAUCAAGCUGAGUGUGUUGGUAGCAUUCACCUGCAUUGUGAAAGGCUAUAUCUGGUGGACGAAUGUAAAAUCAUUUCCUCAUUCUUUUUUAAUUCUUGGGAAUGUAAAAGCAAAUUUGGACUUUCAGACACUGAAUUCAGUGGUGUAACACUCUGAGGAGAUUGUUCAGAACACCACAGAAUUGAAAUUUCAGUGUUUGGUCUAUGACAUAUCCUCAUCUCAGUCACAGCUGUAUUUUGACAUCCAGAAGAACCACAGGUGUCUGAUUAGCAAACCUUGCUUUACUUGUAUCACUCUUUUGUAACAAUGUUGCAUAUCGUAUAGUAGGGAAUUCAUUAAUGACAAUCGAUAACCCCUCACCGCCGGGCAGCAGAAAUCCCUGAGUGUGAUAAACUCUGGGGAUUUCUGGCAACGGCCAGACACUGGGCGCGGGAGUCCGCUGCAUACAGGCGUACAGGUGUACCCCGCAGACCAAGCGGUGUAUUAUGAUGCCGGUACACGUGACCCAUCUGAAACGGGUUAAUGAACGAGUAGUUAAGGAAUUGCUAGAUAUUCAUCUUCUUUGAGAUGAAAUGGGACUUUGCUCAUAUCUUUGGAAAGUAGAAGUGACAAUAAGAACAGUUUUUAGUGGUAGCAUAGAUUAUGAUAGGAUUUUGCAGGUAACUAAUGAAAACAUAAGAUAACAUGAAAGUUUACUAGAGUGAAUAGAGAGGAAUAUUUAUAUUUGUUUACCUUGUAUAAGAAAUAUUCAUAGAGAAGAGGAGGAAUUUAUAGCUUGUAAUUUAGCCUGAUGGUUAGCUUCUGGCAUGCUACACAAGAACACUCAGACUCUAUGGUAACAGUGAACAAAUCCUACGUGAAGUCCUUCCUUAAUGUUUUGUGAUAAAUAAUUAUAGUCACUGCCAUUGGCCAGGGGGUUAGAAGGUACUUCUGGGUGUGGAGGACAGGGGUUUAAUACCACAGGCUGAUGUUUCAGCCAGACUUCCAGAAGGCUACUGUUUAGUGUGAAUGAGGGAGUUCUAGGGAUGACUUCACAUUGAGACAUACAGAAAUGCCCAAUCUUGCAGUGAAAAUGUCCCAGUUGAUCUCCAUUUAGAUUCAAAACAUGACCCUUGUCUAUUGCCAUAUGACCCAUAUUGCCAAUAUUUCAGGGUUAUAGGGUAAAAGGGGAAAACUUUGCUCACUUUGUUGUCCUGUUAGUGGCACUUUUAAUACCAGAUCUGUGAGGGAUAAAGACUUGCUGUUGUAAAUCAUCCCACUACACCAAAUAUUCCAAUUAAAUGCUAAAUACUUUCAUAUGCUCUCUUAUCAUAUUAGUUAAGAAUACAUUCUGAGUAUAUUGAUUAUUGAUUUGCUGUGUCACCACUGUUGCUUAAUAUAUAAACAGAACUUGCUCUCUUCUCUGAAAGGGCAUGAUCCUUCUUUACCUAAAGGGAGGGGACCAUGAUACUUCAUCAAACUUGACCCUAUUUGAACCCUAUGAUGUUAGUACAUGUACCGUCCACUGUAGUUUUAUUUUAUUAAUUUAUUUAUUUGUACUCAUAGGUGGCUCCAGAAGCACUUAAAACAUCAAAUAGUCAAAUACAAAGCAUGCCAAACCACCUAUUUAUCCUAUUCCAUGAAUUUUUUGGUAUUUAAAAGAAAAUUUUAUUGCUAUUAUUGUUAUAAUGAAACAGUAUGAUAAUAAUGAUUAUAAUGAUAAUUUUAAGUAAUAACAAUAACAACAGUAAUGAUAACAGCAACACAUACUAAUCACCACCAACAACAAUAAAAAACAACAACCUUAGUAGUAAUACCAACAGUAAUGUAUCACAUAAGGCUAGUAAUUACUUGUGGAAUCAUCUUUAUGUAAUAAGAAAAAAGAAAAUAAUCGUGGACAGUGCACAUAUGUACCAAUGGGUUAAUAGAUUUUUAUAUAGAGUGAGCUGGUGUAGGUUCUUCAUGUAUCCCCCUCCCCCCCCUCCCAUAAUUUGGUGUUCUCCCCCAUAAUUUUGAAUAUUUAUUUAUGACUUUUUUUUCUGUAAUCAUCUUAAUAUUUUCUUAUAGAAUCUGUGGUGUAUAGUUUUACAGACAUAGACAUACAUAUACAGAAGAACAUAUAUGCUAUAGCCAUAUAUGAAGUAAUACUAAUUUUUCUUAGGGUGGAUAUAGGGAAAAAUUAUUAUUAGAAGAAAUGAUGUAUGUUUUUUUCUUUCUUUCUUUCUUUCUUUCUUUUUUUUCUUUUUGGUUUAGUUUUGUUUGAUGUGUUCGAUAGUGCUUCCUCCCUUCUCUUUUCUGAUGUUGAACUCUGUCAAAAGAGACUAUAUGAUUUUUUCUUUUUCUUUAAGUAUCAUUCUAAGAGGUUGAUAUAUAACGUUGUGUGAUAAAACUGUCUUCCCCCUUUUCCUCAAUUUCCCUUUUUUCAUUUGCAUAUGUACUUGAUAUACCUAUGCAAAUUAGUAUCAUCCCUCAGGGACACUUCAAAUAUGGUGAUGAUGUCUUUAAUGCAUUUCUUUCCUGUAAUACAAUUUUAUUUUUAGAUAAGAAGUGCUUUACACUUCCAGUGGAUACUCUAGCAGACUCAGUUUUUACUCUCUAUUUCUCUCUCUUCUUCUGUGUCUCUUUCUGCCUUUGACCCCCCCCCCUCUCUCUCUCUCUCUCUCUCUCUCUCUC